AAGAAAAAAAAAGGUGACAGAGAUACAGGAAGGUACAAUAAAUAUUCAAGGAAUUUACCUCAAACUCCCUGGAUUAUUGAUGGAGAGCGGAAGCUGGAAUCUUCAGUGGAAGAACUGAUUUCAGAGCAUCUAAUGGCAGAAUUUAAAGCAGACAGCUUUAAUUUUUCCUCCUCUGGAAGAGAAGAUGUGGAUGUAAGAACACUAGGCAAUGGAAGGCCUUUUGCAAUUGAGCUUGUGAAUCCUCAUAGAAUACAUUUUACUGCUGAGGAAAUGAAAGGACUUCAGCAGACAAUUAAUAACUCUUCAGACAAAAUACAGGUCCGAGAUUUACAACUUGUCACCAGAGAGGCAAUUGGUCGUAUGAAGGAAGGUGAAGAGGAAAAAACAAAGACCUAUAGUGCCUUAAUAUGGACAGACAAAACAAUACAGAAAGAACAUAUUGCAUUUCUAGAUAAUAUCAAGGAAUUAAAACUUGACCAGAAGACACCACUCCGGGUUCUUCACAGAAGGCCUCUGGCAUUAAGAUGUCGAAUCAUUCACACCAUGAAGUCUGAGUACAUAGAUGAGCAUCACUUUCGCCUGCAUCUGAAAACACAAGCAGGAACCUAUGUUAAAGAAUUUGUGCAUGGAGACUUUGGAAGAACAAAGCCAAAUAUUGGCUCCCUGCUGAACAGAACCACAGACAUUCUGGAGUUGGAUGUAGAAUCUGUUGACACUGACUGGCCUCCAGCCCUGGAGAAUUAGCUUCACAAAUUGGGAUGUCACACAACAGCUCCUGGGUCAGCAGCAGUUUUCUGAAGUCUGUACAGUAUCACAACUUGGUUACAAAGUAUUUUGUUGAGCAUUUGGAUCAUGUUGAUCUGCCAAAGGAUACUGUUCCUUUGAAUCAACUCAGGUGGUGUUCAUUUAAUAUCUAGCUUUUUAAAAAUUUUCUUCUGUGCAUACAACCAUUUGGCAAGCUAAUGUAUUGAUACAAAUCUUCUUUUAAAAAUCUGUGAAGAAAAACAAAUGGUGUGCUAAGUAGGUACAACAAAUAUGCUUCAUGCAGUACUGUUUGAAAUGUUUGAUUAAAAAUUAAACGAUAAAGCUAGAUUUGUUUAUUAUUAUUAUUGCUUUUAUAUUUAAUGCUGCAGCUUUCUUGUCUGGGUGCGGACAGCACUGAAUCACCUGAAAUGCAGCUCUAACACUUUCUGAGCACUAUUCAUGCAGGACUGGUAACCAAGCCCAUAGGACAGUGCCUGGAAGGAGGUGGUGUUCUGCUCUGUGCCCAGAAGGGAACUGUUGUGAAUGAUGGAAAACUUCAGAAGCUAUUCAGAAAAGAAGGAAAAGAGAACUUCAGGCUACUGUGUUAUUUCUUGACACAAAUGAUGUAUAAGUUCUGUACACUGGAACCACAUGUAGGCUGGACAAAACAGACAUUAGAAGAGUUCUCCCAAAGGGGAAAUGGUGCUAACUGGGACUUCUGCUCCUGUUACAGUUCAGAGACACUCCAUCUUGUUUUUAAAUGUAAAAUACCAACUUGUAAAUACUCCAACAGGACGUUUCCUGAGAGUAGAAAGAGCAAGAUUUAAUUUUGUUCUUGUGGUAAAUGUGAAACAGGUAGAUGUUUUCUAGCAGAUUAUGCAUAAAUGCUGAAAUCUAGGAGCCAAACAGUGUUCCUUAUCGUAUUUCUUCAUACCAGAAGGACUUGGAUGAAGCUGUUGUAUUUCUCCAAGUAGCUGCUCACCCAAAGCAAACCCCCUGCUGCAUGAAGCUGUGCCUGUAGCACAGCCUUGGCUGAAGAUGAGUGCCUCUCUGUCCAUCAGUCGUGCUACUGUGCCACAAAGAACUGCCAAGUGCUGAGGACUCCUUACUACGCUUUGGCCAGCAGCAGUUGUGAACAUAAUGUAAAAUAUUCUAGGAAGACCCAGGAUAAGCAGCCCAAGCAGGCACCUCUGCCUGGCUUCUCUAACAUGUCUUACAGUGGUGCAAGGCUGAGAAGGCUGAAGAAGCUCAGGACUCAGUAUAACCAGUUCUUUAAUUACCAAACCAACUUGUUUACAAAGGAGAACAGAAUUUUGAAAAUAUUUAAUUAUACUGUAAAAACAAAUUGUGCUAUAAAGAGCAUUCUAUAAAGAAAAUGUAUACAUUCAAUAAACUUAAACAUUGAGAACUUAAAAAGGAAGAACUGAAUAAAUGACACAUUGCAAG
Meleagris gallopavo (turkey) is the source of this 2190-nucleotide messenger RNA. The record is from RefSeq and is a predicted model, not a curated record. Lineage: Eukaryota; Metazoa; Chordata; Aves; Galliformes; Phasianidae.